This is a messenger RNA of Cetraspora pellucida, 978 nucleotides long. Lineage: Eukaryota; Fungi; Glomeromycota; Glomeromycetes; Diversisporales; Gigasporaceae. The record is from the annotation of a GenBank genome assembly.
AUGGGUAAUUCAAACUCAUCUCGAAAAUUGUCCCGCAACAAACUUUCAAAGAAAAAAUCCUUACAAAAGUUAACCAGUUCUGAUUCUACAAAACAACAACAAAUAUGGAAUCCGUCUUUAAAUUUUCAUAUACCAAAGAAUGAACAAGAUAUUGAUAGAAUGCAGGCUGAACAUUUUUUAUUCCAACAUAUCUGGAAGUGUGACUUUUCUCCUCCAAUCGAGCAAGUACUUAAAUCUGGUAAUGCAAAAGUACUAGACAUUGGCUGUGGUCCCGGAACUUGGCUCCUAGCUACGAGCCUGAAGUAUCCAUUAACACAGUUCUAUGGAAUAGAUAUCGCAUCAGUAUUUCCUAAAGAAAUCAAACCAGAGAAUUUAGAAUUCAUCCAAUCAGAUCUCACUAAUGGUAUUAGAUUCAACGAUAAUCAUUUUGAUUUUGUACGGAUGAAUCUUAUGUCAACAUGUCUUCAAGAAGAUCAAUGGGUUCAUGUUAUGGAAGAGUUGGUACGAGUAUUAAAACCUGAUGGUUAUAUUGAGAUAAUGGAACCUGAAUUCCAAUUUUAUAAUAUCGGUCCUUAUUUUUCUAAAUUGAAUUCAUGUUUAAUAAAUUUUAUAUCAUCAACGGGUGCCAACGUUUAUAUAACGCAAAAAAUCGAAUCACUACUCAAUAUGUCAAAUUUCCAAGCUUCGUCAUCUCAAACAGAUAUAAAUCUAAGUAACACAUUGUCAAAAUUAACUGACAUUCACUCUGACACACGAACAAUUCCAAUAGGUGGUGUUCAUGGUUGUAAAAUCGGUAAAAUUUAUGAAGAACUCUUAGGAAUGUAUUUCGAAAACACCGUUGUUGAUGUAUUACCUUGGUAUAUGGGAAUGAGCCGCGAGAAUUAUCUGGAAUUGUGGAAAUUGUGUCAAGAGGAAUUUAAAAAUUAUGCAAGUUUUACGAAUUUGGUUAAGUUUUGGGGAAGGAAAAUUCCUGAAUAA